Molecule: messenger RNA, 1926 nt
Organism: Mauremys mutica (yellowpond turtle)
Lineage: Eukaryota; Metazoa; Chordata; Testudines; Geoemydidae
Product: zinc finger protein RFP-like
Exons: 7
Coding region: 1-1440 (479 amino acids)
Molecular function (GO): protein binding; zinc ion binding
Source: RefSeq, a predicted model, not a curated record
AUGGCUGCUGCCGAUCCAGCAAAAACUUUUGAGGAUGAAGCUUCUUGUCCCAUCUGCCUGGAGUAUUUUAAUGAUCCGGUGACUCUAGACUGCGGGCACAAUUUCUGCCGAGCCUGCAUCACCCAGUGCUGGGAGGGAUCGGAUACAGAUGUCUUCUGCCCCUGCUGCAUGGAGAUCUUUCCCCAGGGGAACUUCCGGGCCAACAGACAGCUGGGGACUCUCGUAGACCUAAUCAUCAGACAGCUGAAGGAUGAGCAACAACCGGCCAAGCUGGGAGGGGACGGGGUGUGCGGGAAACACGAGGAGGCUCUGAAACUGUUCUGCGAGGAGGAUCAAACCCCCAUCUGUGUGGUGUGCGACAGAUCCCGGGAGCACAGAGCUCACACGGUGGUUCCCAUUCAAGAGGCUGCCCAGGAGUACAAGGAGCAAAUCUGGAGACGGCUGGAUGUUCUGGAGAAAGGGAGAGAAGAGAUUCUAGCUCUCAUAGCGCGUGAAGAAGAGCAAAGGCAGGAACUGCUGAGACAAAUAGAAAUUGACCGGGAGACGAUGGGGUACCGAUUUGAGAAACUGCACACAUUUCUGCAAGAACAAGAGCGUCUCUUUCUGGCCUGGCUGGACGAGCUGGAGAAAGAGGUCACCGCCAGAAAGGAUGAAAACGUCUGCCGACUCACCGAGGAGGUUUCCUGUCUCAACGCCCUGAUUGGGCAGAUGGAGGAGAAGUGUGAGCAGCCUGCGAGUGAAUUCAUGCAGGAUGUCAGAAGCACUUUGAGCAGAUGUGAGAUGGGCACAUUCCAGGCUCCAGCGCCUGCUUCUCCUGAACUGAAAUGGAGACUCUGGUUGUUUUCUCAAAAUUUCGCUUUCCUCCAGGAUGCGCUGAGGAAGCUGAAAGUGAAUCUGUUGCCUGAACCGAAACCGGACAGAGCUGAAGUGACUCUGGAUCCAGACACGGCAAAUCCCUGGCUCGCCGUGUCCGCGGAUGGCAAAAGUGUGCACUGGGGAGUCGCCUGGCAGGAUCUGCCCGACCAUCCCGAGAGAUUUGACCCUGCUCCCUGCGUGCUGGCCUCUGAGGGCUUUGCCUCUGGGAGGCAUUCCUGGGAGGUGGAAGUUGGAGAAGGGGCAGUCUGGGUCGUGGGAGUAGCCCUGGAGCCUGUUAAGAGGAAAGGCGCGAGCACGUUUACACCGGAGCAGAGGGUCUGGGCCGUGCGGAAAUACUGGGAACAGCACUGGGCCCUCACCUGCCCUGAAACUCCUUUGUAUCUACAUGGGGUCCCUAGGAGGAUCCGGAUUUAUGUGGACUAUGAAGGGGGGUUGGUGGCGUUUUAUGAUGCUGGCAACGAGGCCCCGAUCUUCACUUUCCCACCAGCCCCUUUUGUGGGGGAGAAAAUCCGCCCGUUCUUUGAGCUGCUGAGUACAGGCUCCCAGAUCAAACUGUGCCCCUGAGACACAGGAUAAACCAUCCCAGAUUGGCCUUGGUCCUACAUACAUUAGUAAUAGGGCUUUUCCAUAGAAGCAAUCAGUAUGGUUGCCUCAGGGAUGGUUUUGUCACCAGUGGGGGAGAAGAUGGUCCUCAGAAUGAUAAAUAAAAAGCUGGUGAAGUAAACAAUCAAUUAGGAUGUGCACCACACUAUGAGAGACGUCUGGAGGAGCCCUGGCAUGCAGAUCACAGGGGAGAUUUAAAGAUGAAUAUGUACGUGUCCACAGUACUUCAGCACCUACAGGCCCCAGCUGAGAUCAGGGCCCUGUUGUGCCGGGCACUGCACAGACAGGGAGAAAGAGUCCCUGCCCAGCUGAGAUCAGGAAUCCAUUGUACAGAGCAUAGGUACCGACUCUGUGGGUGCUCUGGGGCUGGAGCACCCAUGGUGAAAAAAUUGGUGGGUGCUGAUCUCCGCCUCCUCCUCCUCCCCUGAGGGUGCCGGGUGCCCGCUU